Molecule: messenger RNA, 900 nt
Organism: Komagataella phaffii GS115
Lineage: Eukaryota; Fungi; Ascomycota; Pichiomycetes; Pichiales; Pichiaceae
Product: Diacylglycerol kinase, localized to the endoplasmic reticulum (ER)
Exons: 1
Coding region: 1-900 (299 amino acids)
Biological process (GO): phosphatidic acid biosynthetic process
Cellular component (GO): endoplasmic reticulum membrane
Molecular function (GO): ATP-dependent diacylglycerol kinase activity
Source: RefSeq, a predicted model, not a curated record
AUGGCAGCAACCACAGCACGUCCUCAGAGAAUAGGUCGCUCGAGAGUGUCGAAAUUAGAAGAAAGAAUAUCAACGUCUUCCUCCUAUUCAUCUCUCUCGUCGCUUGAUGCUAGUGAUGAUACCGUGUUAUCCACCGAGUCAACAAGCCCAGUCUUAGAUAAGGCUAAAAAUACAUCCACCUCGUAUUUGUUGUUACAAAGCCACAAGAGGUUCAAUAAGUUGAUUCAUAAGCAUGAGUUACCCAGGAAACUAUUCCAUAUGUCCAUCGGGUUCUUCACAUUAUACCUGUACACAAAGAAUGUGCAGAAAGAGCAAAUCCAGUUACCCCUGGUUGUGGGAUUUGUAGUGGUGUUUGCACUUGAUUUAAUAAGGUUCAGAUGGCCUCAAGUUAACAAACUUUAUUGUUCCACUGUGGGGUUCCUCAUGAGGGAGAGAGAGGUGGACGAGUAUUAUAACGGUGUUAACUGGUACCUGCUCGGGUUGGCUGUAGUUUUCUUGUUUUUCAAGAAGGAUAUUGCAGUCAUGGCAGUGCUGUUACUAAGUUUAUCCGAUACCGCUGCCUCCACGGUCGGGAGAGCUUGGGGCCAGUAUACACCCAAGAUCACCAGCCACAAAUCUUUAGCUGGUUCGUUGGCCGCUUGUGUCGUUGGAAUAUUGUCAUGCUACCUCUUUUAUGGAUAUUUCGUUCCGAACUAUCCCGAAUGCAAUGACAUUCCAAACCAGUUCGAAUGGGUUUCCGAAAAAAGUGGCCUCAACAUUCAUUCAUUGGCCCUCCUUUCUGGAUUGGUCGCUAGUGUAAGUGAAGGAAUUGAUCUCUUCAACUGGGAUGACAACUUCACCAUUCCAGUUCUAUCAGCUGUGUUUUUACGACUGGUUAUCAAACUGACAAAUACAGACUAA